UCGGACAAGUUUCUGUGAUUUAUAAAUUUUGGACUAAUGCAUUUACCAGCUGCAUCACCAGAUCGUUUAAUCAACAGUAUGACUGAUAUGUAUGCAAGUCUUCAUGAAACUUUACAGGAGUAUCAUGGGGAAUUGGUACAAACUGGAAGUCCGGCUGUGCUAUGUUCCGCGUUACCCACACAUUGGCGUUCGAAUAAAAGUUUACCAAUUGCAUUUAAAGUGAUUGCAUUGGAUGAUGUACAAGAUGGUACAUUAGUUACGGUACAAGCUGGUAAUGAUGAAAAUUAUUGUGCUGAAAUCAGGAAUUGUACGGCCGUUAUGAAAAAUCAAGUUGCAAAGUUUAAUGAUUUACGAUUUGUUGGACGUAGUGGACGUGGUAAAUCAUUUUCGAUUACGAUUAUGAUUAGUUCGUUGCCAUUUCAAGUUGCUACGUAUAAUAAAGCGAUUAAAGUGACGGUGGAUGGACCACGAGAGCCAAGAACUAAAUCAAGUGAGUGUUUUCUUAAUUACCAUUAUGGUUAUGGAAUGGGUUUACAUGGUGGUCUAAAUCCGUUUUUAUUAAAUCCAGGAUGGUUAGAUGCUGCAUAUAUGAGUUAUGCAUGGCCAGAUUAUUUUCGGACACAACGUACUCCAACAACAACAGCAAAUGGUAGCAGUGGUGUGAUUUCACCAACAUCUCUUUCCAACCAACCAACAAGUGUUACACAACCAACAACUGUACAUACAACAUUAGUAAAAGGAUCCCCUCCACAAUUACCAGCACCACCAACAGCAGCUCCAACACCACCAGAAUUUUAUGUACCCAGCGGCGCAACACCUACUGGAUUACCAACAACAUUACCCCCAUUCCACCCACCACCUGGAUUCUUAGCUGGAAAUCCAUUAUUACCACCACCCUAUCAUCCUGGAACAGAAUUAAAAUUACCACCCUAUGACACAUUCUCCUUACCAACACAUUUAACCUCCCCCACUCUAAUAAAUCAAAUGUCCUUACGAUUAUCACCCACAUCGUCCAGUCGACAAAGUUCAAGUCCGACACAUCUAACACAAGUUGGUACAACAAGUAGUCCAACACGAAGUACCACAUCACAAAAUAAUGUAAAUUCAACGAUUGAUCUAUCGAAUUCGGAACAAUCGGAUGAUGAAGAUAUUGAUGUUGUAAAAUCAGCUUUCCAACCGAUUAAACCAGCGAAUGUUUUACUAAAAGAAAUUCAACAACAUCCAGCAGAUUCAACAACAGCAACGCAAUUAGAUGAUCGAGAAAAAUUGGUAGUGAAAAAGUGUAUAUUAAAAGCUCCGUCCUCAAUGAAAACAAAAUUAUGUGCUUCACCAUCAAAAUCACCCGAAUCCACAAAAAUUCCACGAUCAUCAUCUCCGAAAAUAUCAAAUGAAAAACGUGUUUGGAGACCUUACUAAAAAUGAACUGUGUUUUUUGUGAAAC
Messenger RNA from Chrysoperla carnea, 1441 nucleotides. Its product is annotated as segmentation protein Runt-like. The transcript has 3 exons. The coding region runs from base 37 to 1416 and encodes 459 amino acids. Lineage: Eukaryota; Metazoa; Arthropoda; Insecta; Neuroptera; Chrysopidae. The record is from RefSeq and is a predicted model, not a curated record. Gene Ontology annotation, molecular function: RNA polymerase II cis-regulatory region sequence-specific DNA binding; DNA-binding transcription factor activity, RNA polymerase II-specific; ATP binding. Gene Ontology annotation, cellular component: nucleus. Gene Ontology annotation, biological process: regulation of DNA-templated transcription.